Messenger RNA from Synchytrium microbalum, 4254 nucleotides. RefSeq lists its product as uncharacterized. The record is from RefSeq and is a predicted model, not a curated record. The transcript has 9 exons. Gene Ontology annotation, biological process: Golgi organization; endoplasmic reticulum to Golgi vesicle-mediated transport. Gene Ontology annotation, cellular component: Golgi apparatus. Bases 1 to 4254 code for a protein of 1417 amino acids. Gene Ontology annotation, molecular function: small GTPase binding. Lineage: Eukaryota; Fungi; Chytridiomycota; Chytridiomycetes; Synchytriales; Synchytriaceae.
AUGAGUUGGUUAUCGUCGGUCAGUCAAUUGACUAGCUCAGUGUCCAAUACGGUCUCGAGCUAUGCCAACGAGCUCAUUAAGGACGAUCCGUACAAGAAGGAUGAAGAUUAUCAAGGCGAUGGACCAGACGAUGAAGCCGCCAUGAUGCAACGCAUCCAAUCUCUCGAAUCCCAGAACGAGCGAUAUCAGAACGAACUGCAACGUAUGCAUCUAGAACACCAACAGAAGUUACAAGAAUCGACUAGGCAGAUAAAUGAACUCCAAGCUCGUAUUGCAAAUCAGUCAAACAUACAGCAGCAGCAGUCUACACCUACACUAUCACCACAACAGCCGUCAAAUAGUAGUAGUACAGACGCCCUACAAUCUAAACUCAACCAAGCAGUCGCCCUCCUCAAACGUCUAAAAGAUGACAAUGCGGCCCUGACACUCCAAAAAGCUAAUAUAGAAGCCAAAGCAAAUCAGCAAACAAUGAGUUUACAGUCUGAAAUACAGCAUCUGAAAAUCGAGUUGGAAGCUAUUCAGGCUACCGAUUUACAGGAUAGCAGGCCCAAAACACCGUCGAGCAGUUUGGAGGCUGAGGUUGUCAUGCUGAGACAGUUGAGUAGUGAGCGGGCUGCGAGGGAGGAGGUUUUGCAAAGGAGUGUGGGUGAUUUGCAGGCGAAACUUGCUGCUGCCUUGGGUAAUAGUAAGAGUGAGGAUACGAUGAAAGCCGAACUGGAAAGGCUUCGAGCAGAUCAUGUCGAACUCGAAAAAUUACGAGCUGAUAAUAUAGCACUGAAUCAACAGCUCACUAUAAUGGCUUCUGAGAGGGAUGUCGUGUCAAACGAGAAAGACAGCUUAUUAGCUGACGCCGACAAGAGACAUGAUUCUCUACGUACCGAACGAGAUCAGCUAGAACAAGCUCUCGUUCAAGCAAACCAACAGAUACCGACGAUACUUGAGCAGUUAAAACACUUGCAACAAGUUAAACAGAGUGACGAGUUACAUCUUGCUAAAUUACAGAAUGAGAAUCGAGAGCUGAGUGAUCGUAUAACAGCUCAACAAGAAAUAAAACAAGGUGAUGAGCAACGGCUUGUUAAACUCGAGCAUGAUAAUCGUGAAUUGCUGGAACGAUUACAGGCUGUGCAAGUGAAUGGUACUGGAUCCAAGAAUAAUAGUCAGACUAAUCUGGAUCUGGAUUUGAAAAUUGCCAUGAUGGAAGAAGAGAACUCGAAUCUUACCAGCAAACUCGCCGAGCUAGAGCAGUCUAUCGUUGCCGAAAAAUCAAAUUACGAAUCGAGAUUAUCGCAACUCGAGACAUCCAAUCGUGAGGCUAUAAAUGCACGGGAUAUAGCACAGGAUAAAUUAGAUGAAGUCGAGAAGGCUCUAGAUGAAUUAGUUGCAUCUCAUGAAGAAGAGUUGCAACAAUUGGUGGCUAAAGAUAAAAAGGCUCGGAUGGAAGAUAGUGCCAAGAUACAUUUAUUGGAGGGGCAGCUGAAACAGUUGCAAGAUGCUACUUCGGAGCAGUUGAUGAGAGUUACAAAAGACAUGGAUGAGAGAAUUGCUGCACUGACUGCUGAACGGGAUGCUGCCAUUGAGGCAUCCAAUAAUAAUAGUAGUAAUAAUGAUAGUAGUGUUGAUCACGAAUCUGUCAUAUCCGAGCUACAACAUACCAUAUCUUCACUCUCGAAUGAAAACCGAACUUACAAAAUGGACGUUGAGGCUUCAAGAAAGAAACUUGAAGCCGAUCUAGAAGCAUCCAAACAACAAAACGAGGACUCAGCAGCUCAGAUACAUAAACUAGAAGCUGACCUCAUCAAACUAUCCCACAUAUCUGAAGAAUUAUCCGCCUCUGAAUCCGAACGUAACGCAUUAUCGAGACAAGUAGAAACUCUGCGGCAUCAAAUCCAAGAAUCUGAAUCAACAUGGAACUCGAAACAUGUAGACGAGUCUUCAGUAUGGCAGAAACGAGUAGCAGAAUUAGAAGAAGUAGUUACGCAGCUACGUCUAAGUGUUGAGCAAACACGGGCCGUAUUACAUGAUCGAGAAGACGAUUUAGCUACACAUAUAGAUUUGGCUCAUCGACGAGAAAACGAAUUGACUGAACGGAUUCAGGAGUUGGAAGCUACUCCAUCAUCAUCUGACGACAAUAUAAAUGCUCCCCAUCAUUCUGGCCGUGUAUCGCCAUCUGUCGAUGUACUUGUCCGUGUACGACAAGAAGAUGCAGCUAUAAUCGCAUCUCUCAACCAAGAUAUAGAGUUACUACGAGAUGAAAUGGUACGAGAGAAACGAGAUUCCGAUGAUCGGAUUGCUGAAACUCGGAGACGACUACAACAAGCUGUUGAAAUUGGCAAAAAGAAGGCUGCUGAAGUUGAAGAAUUGAAACGGGUGAUCAAUGAGUUACCGUCAAACUUGUCGGCGAAUGAUGAGGAUACACAGAAACAGUUGGAAGAAGUGUAUCAGGUUCUUGAAGCUCGUGGACGUGAAUUGAGUGAAGCUCGAUUGUCGGCCUCGAGACAUGCACAGGAAGCUGAAGCAUACAAGACGAGGAUGGAGGAAUUUGAGUCUGAAAGACAUAGUAGGUUGGAUAAGAUUAAGGAGUAUGAGUUGGAGAAUCAUGAAUUGAGGCAGCAGAUUGCGGUGCUGGAGAGGCAGGUUGAAGGGUUUAAUCAUCAUCCUGACGAAUCCACCAUAACUCGAUCAAUAACUCCAGCUACAGAUGCGAUAUCUGAAACCACUACAGCUGCCGUGAGAGAUACCAAGAACAAUGUUCCAGCUUCCCUCGUCAUUGAUUUAUUGACUUCAUUAUCUGAAAAUCGACAAGUGCAUGUCGAUGUGGAUGGUAUAGAUGCAGCAUAUACGACACUUCAAGCCAUGAUUUCAGAUAUGGCUGCUUCUUCUGAGCAGCAUUCUAGAGAGAUGGAGAAGCUUCAGAGAGAUCAUGUGUCAGUAGUCGAAGAAUGGAUGCACAAAGCUAGUUCGGCUGAAGAGGAGAGGAAGCGAAUGGAGACUGAGAGGUCAAUGAUUAUGGAUCGUAUGACUAAUAUGAAGAAUGCUAUUGCUCCUAAAUUGCAGGCUGAGAUGGACGAAUCAAAUCGGCUACGCCAACAAGUAGCAUCGCUCAGUACUCAACACGCACAACUUUCACAAACUCUUGCUCAAUACCAACAAGAACGAGAUUCCUUAUUUUCGGAGCGCGACUCUCUAGCCUCCCAACUAGCCUCUUUAACUGAAUCACUCAACACCAUGUCUGCACAAUCCACAACAUCAUCAUCCACUACCCAAAAACUAGAACAAGAACUAGACAACGCCACUCACGAACUCGAGAAAUAUAAACGAGACAUGGCACGUCUCAAAGCCCAUUUACUCGAAACUGAAGAAUCAUUCACACGAGAUUCAACAGAACGAGAAGCAGCCGUAUCUGAAUAUUCUCGACGAGUUGCAGAGUUGGAAUCAGAACGUGAUUCGUGGAGCGCCAUUGUUGAAGAAUUGCGUAAUGAUGCAAGGUCGGAACGAGAGAGAUGUGAGGAAGCCAGUGAGAUGAGUGAGGUGCUGAGAGAGGAGAUGGUUGUGUUGAAGGAAGGUUUGAGGAGUAAGGAAGAGGCCUUAGGGAAUUUGCAGAGUGUGUUGGCUGAGUUUCAAGCUGCAAAAGACUCUGAGAUUGAAUUCGCAUUGGAUGGAAUGCGAAGACAAUUGGCUAUUGCUACAAAGAAUCUCCAGGAUAUGAAGAAGAGAUGUGAUGAUGCCGAGGCCAAGCUUGUGCAAUCUGAAGAUGCUGGUCCCGAAAUAUCUAGAUUGGGCAAGGAGCUGAGUGAACGGAAUGAGCAAGUUGGGAAGUUGAGACAUACAGCCGUUCAACUGCAAAACCAUCUAAACGAAGCCCUCCGUCGAAUGCGUGACGCCACAUCAGCAGAAGACGCAGUUGAUCGACGCCUCGUAUCGUCUCUCGUCGUGAAUUUCUGUGCUGCACCUCGAGCUGGAGCCGACAAGACCCGUUAUGAAAUAUUACGAGUGAUGGACGGCAUACUGAAAUUCACUGAAGAGGAGAGAUGGAAGGUCGGAUUAGGGAACCGGCCUAGAGAUUCUGUUACGGGUAGUGAUGGUGGUGGAAGGAGUCCUGGUGGUGUUGGGGGGACUCCUGAAAGGAGCGCUAGUGAGUCAUUCACGGAUAUGUGGAUAUCAUUCUUGUUACGAGAAUCGCAGGUGUCCACCAAACCGCCAACAAGUACAGAUGGUAGUUCUGCUGCUGCUCCCUCUGCUCCUACACCACAAUGA